This is a messenger RNA of Caretta caretta (loggerhead turtle), 2087 nucleotides long. It is a transcript of the gene CPNE9, whose product is annotated as copine family member 9. Gene Ontology annotation, biological process: cellular response to calcium ion. Lineage: Eukaryota; Metazoa; Chordata; Testudines; Cheloniidae. Gene Ontology annotation, cellular component: plasma membrane. Gene Ontology annotation, molecular function: calcium-dependent phospholipid binding. The record is from RefSeq and is a predicted model, not a curated record.
CGGGGCCGCCGCCGCUUCCCCGCCCGUGGAGCCCGCCCCGCGCCUGCCUUAGCGCGGCGCGCCCGGAGCGCAGCGAGCCGGCAGCGGGGAUGGCGUCUCCGGGAGCCCUGGAGCCGGCGCCCGCCAGCGUCCCGGCCACCAAGCUGGAGCUCACCGUCUCCUGCAGGAACUUGCUGGACGUGGACACCUUCUCCAAGUCUGACCCUGUAGUGGUUCUGUUCAUCCACGGGAGCGGCAGCAAGGAGUGGAGGGAGUUUGGACGCACCGAAGUGAUUGACAACACCCUGAACCCCGACUUCGUCCGCAAGUUCGUCCUUGAUUAUUUCUUUGAGGAGAAGCAGAAUCUGCGCUUUGAUGUCUACAACGUGGACUCCAAGACCUGCAACAUCUCUAAACACGACUUUCUGGGCCAGGCGUUCGUGGCGCUGGGCGAAGUGAUCGGAUCCCAGCGGAGCCGCUUGGAGAGACCCCUGACGGGGGUCCCAGGGAAGAAGUGUGGGACCAUCCUGCUGUCGGCUGAGGAGCUCAGCAACUGCCGGGACAUUGUCACCAUGCAGCUCUGCGCCAACAAGCUGGACAAGAAGGACUUCUUCGGGAAAUCCGACCCCUUCCUUGUCUUCUACCGCAGCAAUGAGGACGGCACGUUCACAAUUUGCCACAAGACAGAAGUGGUGAAAAACACACUCAACCCGGUGUGGCAGCCAUUCUCCAUCCCCGUGCGAGCCUUGUGCAACGGGGACUAUGACAGGACGGUGAAGAUAGACGUGUACGACUGGGACCGGGAUGGAAGCCACGAUUUCAUCGGGGAGUUUGCCACAAGCUACCGGGAGCUUUCCCGCGCUCAGAGCCAGUUCACUGUCUAUGAGGUGUUAAAUCCAAAGAAGAAAUGCAAGAAGAAGAAAUACAUCAACUCCGGAACGGUGACCCUUCUUUCCUUCGCCGUGGAGUCCGAGUUCACCUUUGUGGAUUACAUCCGAGGCGGGACACAGCUGAAUUUCACGGUCGCCAUCGAUUUCACGGCCUCCAAUGGGGUCCCGUCGCAGCCCACCUCCCUGCACUACAUGAGCCCAUACCAGCUGAGCGCCUACGCCAUGGCACUGAAGGCCGUCGGCGAGAUCAUCCAGGACUACGACAGCGACAAGCUCUUCCCCGCGUACGGCUUUGGUGCCAAGGUCCCACCCGACGGCAGCAUUUCCCAUCAGUUCCCCCUGAACAGCGACGUGGAGAACCCGAGCUGUGUGGGGAUCGAUGGCGUCCUGGAGUCCUACUUCCAGAGCCUGCGCACGGUGCAGCUGUACGGGCCCACCAACUUUGCCCCUGUCAUCAACCAGGUGGCCCGCUCGGCUGCCCAGGUGACAGACGGAUCUCAGUACUACAUCCUGCUCAUCGUCACUGAUGGCGUCAUCUCCGACAUGCUCCAGACCAAGGAGGCCAUUGUCAACGCCUCUGCCCUGCCCAUGUCCAUCAUCAUCGUGGGAGUGGGCCCGGCGGAGUUUGAUGCCAUGGAAGAACUGGAUGGAGAUGACGUGCGGGUCUCCUCCAGGGGGCGCUAUGCAGAGCGGGACAUCGUGCAGUUCGUGCCGUUCCGGGAUUACGUGGAUCGCUCCGGGAACCAGGUGCUGAGCAUGGCGCGCCUGGCCAAGGACGUGCUGGCCGAGAUCCCCGAGCAGCUGCUCUCCUACAUGAAGAGUCACGACAUCAAGCCCCGCCCUACCGACCCACAGUAGCUCCUCCUGUGUGCUGCCCAAGCCAGACACCGCUGCUCCUGCCGGGCCUGAGACCGCACCCCUCCAGCAUGCAUCCACCAGAGCCGGGCUGGCUGUCGCCCCCUGGAUGCAGCCCCCGGAGGCUGGCUCGGCCCCGCGGGGCUGGGACUGCGCCUCCGUCGGCCAGGAGGGCAGCUGCCCCAGGAACGGCCCUUCCCGUGGCUGGGCUCCCUUCCCUGCCAGCUGCAGGCAGCCCAGGGGCCUGGGAGCACGGUGAGGUCAGAGGUGUUCAGCAGUGUCUCGUCAGCCCCCCAGCCCAGUAAGGGGCGCGGAGCCCUGCUCUGUCCAGACGCUGACAAUAAAGCUUUAUAGGCGCCCUGG